UUAUUAUAAAAAAUAGAAUGGGUCCUAUAAGAUAGUUACAAUCUUUUGUAUGUGCUUAGACAUUUUGGCCAUAGUUCAUGAUUAGAUGGUUCUAGGCUGAAAAAGGACCAUUUACAAUCUUUUUUUAUUGUCCUUUUGCUAAAUGGGGAAUAUCAAUAGCCAAUAUAAAUGAUAUGAUCAAAAAGCCUGUUGACACAAUCAACCCAGUUUAGUAAUCAGUUAUAACAUUAACUGGAACCCUAAUAGCUAGGUAUCUGAUAUAAUUAAUUAAUUAGAUGGUGUUGGGUAUUAUCACCAAGAUAAUAUAUGUUAGUGGUAUGUAAUUCAGUGAUGGCAUGUACAGGAAUAAUUCAAUUAUGGAGAAAACAGUAUAUAUUUCAAUCAUGUAAUUAGUUAAGCUGGUCUCUUAUUUUGAAAUAUUAUAUGUAUAUUUCGAAUAUAUAUAAAUAAUGGAUAGA
Messenger RNA from Paramecium sonneborni, 458 nucleotides. The record is from the annotation of a GenBank genome assembly. Lineage: Eukaryota; Ciliophora; Oligohymenophorea; Peniculida; Parameciidae.